AUGCUGGUGGAAAUUCAUGCCUUUAAAACUUUCAAGUUUUUUUUUUUUUGUUGAAUAAAUUAGUAUAGAAGAAAAUAAAAUAAAUUUUCCAAGUACUCUAAUUAAUAGUCUAAUCACUCCAGCUGACCAUGCUGGUGGAAAUUCAUGCCUUUGAAACUUCCAUGUACUCUAUAAUUUAAUCGCUCCAAUCAACUAUCUGCACUGACAUUUAUUCCCCUUUCAAGUCUGAAGUCAAAUUACAAAUUUCUAAGUGUUCUUUUUCAAAGAAGAAAAUACUCACGGCUUCAAAAACUAAUGCCUCACAGCAGAAUCUGUUUAAGAACAAUUCAACGUUUUUGGUUGCACAAAGUUCCUACAGCAACCGACUCAAGAACGGAUUCAUGCAUCUAAAUCACAGAACAAGGAUGUUUUUUAUUUUUUAUUUUUUAUUUUUUGUUUUUGUUUUUGUUUUUGUUUUGAAGAGAUGCGCACUUUCGAGGACCACCAUCUAUUCUAUAUAGUAUAUAUCAAACAACUACUACUCUUCAUUACUUUUUUUGUCAGCACCAUCGGAUGGGUUGACGAUGGUAAGUCAAGUGAAAUGAUCGUGUGGAAACUAGUUAGCGCUGACUCUUGACCCGUCGAAACUACUGUUGUGGAUUGGAAUUGGUAAACCAGAACCAUCAGACGAUUGCAUUUGAGAGAACCUUAUUGAAAAUUAUAGAGACUGAAUUGAAGGAGAAAUAUGGAGUUGUUUCCCUUCAGGUUGAGGAGCAUAUGGAACGCUUGGGAUCUCCGAACAUUCAUGCUGGCAAGCCUUAGCUUGCAGAUCAUCCUCAUUUUCUCAGGCAGCCUCAGGAAACGCAAGGCCUCAAGGUGGGUGAGCCUCAUCCUCUGGUCAGCCUACUUGCUCGCCGACUGGGUGGCCACCUUCGCCCUUGGCAUCCUGUCCAACACCCAUGACGACGACCAUGACUGCAUAUUACCGGCACCGGCACUUUCUCACAGCCAGAACGACGACCUGCUUGCUUUCUGGUCCCCUUUCCUUCUCUUGCACCUCGGCGGUCCAGACACUAUCACAGCCUUCUCCUUGGAAGACAAUGAGCUUUGGAUGAGGCACUUGCUGGGUCUCGCCUUUCAAGUCUCCCUGGCCCUCUAUGUCUUCAUGAGGUCCUUGCCGGAUACUCGCCUCAAAGUUCCCGCUUUCCUGAUGUUUAUCGCCGGAAUUGUCAAGUACGGUGAGAGGUCCUGGUCUCUCAUGUGUGCCAGCAUGGACUGCCUGAGAAACUCCAUGGUAACACCCCCUGAUCCUGGCCCAAACUACGCCAAGUUCAUGGAAGAGUAUGCUUCCAAGUCAGCCGCCGGCCUCCAUGCAGAGAUUGAAGUGGAGAAGGAACCUGAGUCCAAGCCACGAGCUCUCCACACCAACGUAGAGGAGAUUAGCAAUGUCAUGCUUCUAUCCAAAGCCCACUAUUUCUUCAAGACGUUCAAGCGCCUCACCGUGGACCUUAUCCUCACAUUCCAUGACCGGAACGAGAGCCAGUCCUUCUUUCUCAAGCGUUCUCCGGCUCAAGCGUUCAAGUUGAUCGAGUUUGAGCUUUCCUUCAUCUACGAAGAGCUCUUCACCAAAUCCACCGCGCUGCAUACUGUGGCCGGGCCCUUCCUGCGCUUGCUCACGUUCUCAUUCAUCCUCUCUUCGCUUCUCCUCUUCUUCUUCACCAAGAAGCAAGGCUACGUAGACGUCGAUGUGGCCAUCACUUACACGUUGCUCGUUGGUGCUGUUGCUCUCGAGAUCUAUACCGUUGGUCUUCUCUUCUUCUCCGAAUGGACUUUUCUCCAGCUUAAAAAGCUCGGCUUUUACCAGCUCUCCAACAUGAUUUUCACAAUCAUCUCUUAUUUCCGACCAACCAGUAAGCCAAGGUGGUCUAAUUCCAUGGCCCAAUACAGUCUCAUCAGUUUCUGCCUAGCUGAUGACGAGCCUUCAGCAUUCAAAACCACACUGGAAUUCAUCAGCAUGAAAGACACCUGGGACAAAUACCGGCACACCAACUACAUUCCGGUGACCAGCGAGCUCAAAGAAUUCAUAUUUGAGGAGAUAAAAGGCAAGGCCAGCAGCGCAGAGGAUUCUAAAAGCUACAAACGCUUCAGUGAUUACAGAGGGGAAUGGGCGCUUCAGAAGAAGGGCUACGGCAAGGAGUUGGGUUGGAGCGUGGAGGUGGAGUUGGACGAAAGCAUUCUUCUCUGGCACAUUGCCACUGAUCUCUGCUAUUACUCUCAUGAUGAAAACAAACAAUCUCCGCCUGUGUCAAACCGUCAGAUGAGCAAGGCACUAUCAGACUACAUGUUAUAUCUACUUUUAGUUCGUCCUUUUAUGCUGACUGCUGGGAUUGGGCAGGUCAGAUAUGGGGACACUUGUGCUGAGGCUAAAAACUUUUUCCAGCGUGGUGAGGCUGCAGUGCUUGAUGAAAGGCAAGCUAGUAAGAUGUUGCUGUCAGUGGAAACUAAAGUGCCACCAGUUCAGGUGAAAGGAGACAGAAGCAAAUCAGUGUUGUUUGAUGCAUGUAUACUUGCAAAAGUAUUGCUGGAAUUGAAUGUUGGGAAAAGGUGGAGGAUAAUUAGCGCUGUUUGGGUGGAGAUGCUUUGUUAUGCUGCAAGUCACUGCAGAAGCUACUUCCACGCUAAGCAACUCAGUAGUGGGGGAGAACUGAUCACAUUGAUUUGGUUCCUUAUGGCUCAUCUGGGAAUAGGAGAACAGUAUCGGAUAGAAGCAGGGCAUGCCAGAGCCAAGCUUAUUGUGGAGAAGUAAUGCUCUCUCAUUUUAAUUCCAUUAAUAAUAGUCACAUGAUUUUGCAAUUUUUUUUGUGUUCAAUUCCAUCUAUAGCUCUAUCAAUCAAAUGUGUGCCUGCAAUGUAAUUCUAUAUAAAUGCACCUCAUUAGAUGGUUUUGCAUACCU
Messenger RNA from Dioscorea cayenensis subsp. rotundata (Guinea yam), 2932 nucleotides. RefSeq lists its product as uncharacterized. Bases 725 to 2785 code for a protein of 686 amino acids. Lineage: Eukaryota; Viridiplantae; Streptophyta; Magnoliopsida; Dioscoreales; Dioscoreaceae. The transcript has a single exon. The record is from RefSeq and is a predicted model, not a curated record.